Molecule: messenger RNA, 1914 nt
Organism: Setaria italica (foxtail millet)
Lineage: Eukaryota; Viridiplantae; Streptophyta; Magnoliopsida; Poales; Poaceae
Exons: 1
Coding region: 298-1677 (459 amino acids)
Source: RefSeq, a predicted model, not a curated record
ACACUGCUAAAUUUUAGCAUCUAGUAUUCAAACACCCUGAAACCACCCACAAUCUUUUCUUCCAACCACUAGUGCUUGACUGACUCGCGAGCUCCAAAACCACAAUCUUUUCUUCCAACCACUAGUGCUUGACUGACUCGCGAGCUCCAAAACCACAAUCUUUUCUUCCAAAAUUUGUUAAAAGGGUUCCUUUCGAAGCUCCCUUUUCGAAAUCUCUAAAGAUUCGACCUCACCAGAAAUGGCGUGCCACACCAGCAGCAGCAGAGCAGAGUGCCACAAAGGAAGGCCUUCUCACAAAUGGGUGAUUCCCACGCCGUGGACAUCCCUUCCCUGGCCCAGCAGCUGAGGGAGGAGCUGGCCGCCGCGGACGCGCCGCCGCCCCGACUCCCCGGCGGCUGCCCCAUCGUCAUCGCCGUGGUCGGCGAGCUCACCCGCAACGUCGACCCGGCCGAGUACGUCCCGCACCACGUAUGCAUCGGGCCCAACCACCGCAGCAGGAGCCCGCCCCUCGCCAGGGACGACGAGAAGCUCCGGAACCUCCGCGACGUCAUGUCGGUGGCAAGCGCCGGCGUGACGCUGGAGGACUACCUCGGCGAGGUCGCGCGAAUCGAGUGGCAGGCCAGGAGCUGCUACGACCGCACGUUCGAGCAGAUGAGUAGCGCGGACUUCGUCCGCAUGCUGCUGCUCGACGCUUGCUACUUGCUCGUCCGGUUCGGCCACAUCGCCGGACGCCGCGGGAACGGCGGCGGCGCUGCCGGGGCAGCACCGUCGGUGGGCGGCGGCGACAUGAUGGAGGCCGUCGCGGUGGUGCGCGACGCCCUGUAUCUCGCGGAGAAUCAGAUACCGUUCUUCGUCGUCGACAAGGUCCACCGGCUCACCGUUCCGGACGCCGGCGUUCCCGCGACGGACGCGAUCGCUGGGUACGUCCGGGAGCUCCUGCGGGGGCAGCAGUACUCCGUGGCCACGCCGGUGGUGGCGGCGCCGCCGGGUCCGGGCAACCUUCUGCACCUGCUCCACAUGCACCUGACGCCUACCGCACUCUCGCCACACACCACCGGCAGCAGAGCCACCGGCGGCAAGCGUCAGUUCGGCCGGUGGCGCACGGCGGCGGAGUACCACUGCGCCGGCGUGGGGUUCAGGGCCCGGCCCCUCGGCGGCAUAGGCGGCGCCCGCUCGAUCCUCGACGUGAAGCUCAACCGCCGCGGCAGCACGCUGGAGAUCCCCCGUCUGAACGUCGACGCCGAGACGUGGCGGCUGCUGCGCAACCUGAUGGCGCUGGAGCAGAGCAACCCGGCGGCGGCGGGGAGCCACGUCACGGCGUACUGCGUCUUCGUGUCGCAGCUGGCGUGCACGCCGCGGGACGUUGAGCUCCUGUCCAGGCGCGGGGUCAUCUCGCACGGCCUCGGCGGCCAUGACGAGGUCGCCGGGCUCCUUGCCGGCCUCUGCAAGGGUGUCGCGUUCAGGCCCGACGACCCCGUCGGCAACUACCUGCACGCGACGUGGCAGGCGAUGGAGGGGCGGUUCCGGAGCCGGCCGCGGCGGUGGGCGGCGUGGCUGAUGCUCAAGUAUUUCACCAACCCGUGGCUCGCCGUCGGGCUCGCGGCGGCGGCCGUCGGGCUGCUUUGCACCGUGGUGCAGGCGGUGUACGCUGUUUUGAGCUACACACCAGCCACGUAAAAAUUCAAUGACAAGUGACAUCCCUGUGCGGAUGUGACUAUGACAAGUCAACAUUGGCGUGCUUUAGGAUGUCCUUUUUCUUUAGCACAAAGAAAGGGUUUUGUAAUGUUCAGUGGGACAUGAGAUAGCAGCGGGUGGCUAUGUCACGCGUUCAGGCACAAAAAACUGAAGUGGUCUUCUAAAUAUUUGCAAAUUUUGAAUCGGUUUUUAAGCUACUAGAAAUUGCAUUCUAAUCAA